Molecule: messenger RNA, 16143 nt
Organism: Meleagris gallopavo (turkey)
Lineage: Eukaryota; Metazoa; Chordata; Aves; Galliformes; Phasianidae
Source: RefSeq, a predicted model, not a curated record
GGCCGGGGACUUCACCGAAGGCGGGGGUGUCGGUGCGGUCUCCGCCGCGGGGCGGGCAGGUAGGAGAGCGGGGAUACGGGUUUGGGGGGAGAGAAACCGCGUAACGACGUGCGCUUUGAAGAGCACGAACAAAGAGCGGGUGGCCUUGUGGUUACCGGAGGCUUGGCUGCGUCCGUGCGCCUCCAGGCACGGCGGGGCUGCUGGGGUUCUGACCGCGCUGAUGCGAAGGUAAUCGCCUGCCGUGCCACGAUCGAUUCCUCCGCUCCCGUCCCCGCCCGGCGUGAGCCCGGGCUGCGGUAGAGCCCCGGCUGCGGGAGUGCAGGCGUUGCUGCUCACACCUCACUGCGCAGCCCCCCGCUUACAGCCCGGCUCUGCGCUGUUACCGAGUGCCCGGGGAUCUCUCUGUGUCUUUCCCCAGCUUGUUUGGAAGACAGAUAGACCUGGUAGCCUUGAAAGAUGUCAGGAUGGCACUCCACGGUUCAUUAGCUUGCAAUAACAAAAUCCCAAGCUUGAGCUCUUCAUAAGGAUUUGGACUUAGUGGGGAGAAUGAUUUUUCUCUUCUUCUGUCAUACAGUGAUGCUCACCUGUGUUUGCUGUUCCACACUGUCUUUCAAAACUGCCCCAAACGGGAGGUGACCUUGGACAAGGCCCAGACCGACAUGAUGUGGACGUGGCCUUUGGAGUUCUCCCCCUGUGAACAUAAUUCUGAGGCCAUUGGGUCUUUGCCUGCGGUUGGAGUCUUCUUUGUCCUCCUUCCAGACCUCCUUCUCUGCAUCAACAGGAAGCUCUGCUUUGAAAAGAGAGGUGGGUUCUCAUGCAUGGAACAAGAAGGGAGAAGAAAACAUUACAAAGAGAAGUCUAGAUUCAUGAUGGCCUGGCUUUCUGAAUCAUAAGUGACAUGGUGGUGAAACUGAACAGCUGAUCUCCAGAUACUGUCAUAGUAUUAACCAUGGCAUCUGAGGCUGUUCAGAGUUUUCUUCAGCCACUCUCUUCUUGGUUGUCCCAAAUAUACGAAGCUAUCCAACAGGCAGGAGACUCUAUAUCUGCUUCACUGCUGAAUUUGAGUGGAGUCGGUCGUGAGUCAGAAGAAGAUAGAAACCGGGGCUUGGAGGGCAAUGGAGUAGCUCAUGAGGAUUAUUCUGCGGAAUCAGAAGAUGAAAGACACGUAGACCUGUGGGAUGAGGAAUACACGUGCCCUAGAGAAGAUGGUCACUUUGCAGGUCGUGAUCUUGCUUCAGAGGCCCUCCCCUUUGGUUCUGACAUGAGUCUGCAGAGGCAAAAAUGGGUUAAAAAUACCACCAGCUUACCCCAGCAGUGUAUCGAAAGGACCGGGCCUUUGGCUGCCAAUGGAUCACAUUGGAUGAACGAAGAUCUGCAGCCGCUUCCUACUAUCUCUGAAGAUGAAAGUGAGCCCUCUGUGAGGAUGAGAGGUCAUGAUUACAGCAUCAGCAUGGAUAGCGCCUUAGAAAUUAAUAAAUACAAGGCAAGUUUUGCAGAUCUGGAUGGACUAAGCCAACUGAGUUACCAAGACAUCCUAUCCUGUCAUGGAAAUGACCAUAUAUCUGUUGAUUCAAGAACAAGGGAGUGCAGGAGUGCCGGGCAGCAUUCAGGGCCUAGGAUGGAGUCCAGCACUGCUGAUGGCUUCAGCCAGCAAGCCGCAGAAGGAUGUUUGGAAUUGGAGGCAGCAUUUACCAACCAGGGAUUUGAAGGAAAUGAUGCUACUGACAGCUCAUCAGCUUGGAGCCCUGAGGAGGCUGAUGAGGUGAACAAUGAACCAGCUCAUCACAGUGCUUAUCAGCCCGUUUGUAAAUGCGGUGAUCUUGAUGUCAUUUUCAGUUAUAAAGCCUCAAGUCAAAAGCUCAUAGUUACUGUCUUGGAGGCCAGGGGCAUCCCAGACAAAGACCGCAGUGGUGUGAACACUUGGCAAGUGCACACAGUAUUGAUGCCUAGCAAGAAACAGAGGGGUAAGACAAGUGUUCAGAGAGGACCCAUCCCCGUGUUCAAGGAUAAUAUUACCUUUAGUAAGCUGGAGCCACAUGAGUUAGGUGGCCAUGCUGUCCGUUUCCGCCUCUAUGCUGUGCACAAGGUGAUUGGAGAGAAGAUGAUGGGAGAGCAAUUGUUCUACCUGAGCAACAUCAGCCAGGAAGAGGAAGUGAAGGUGACGUUGGUCUUGGAACCAAGGAGUAAUUUGACCAGUGCAGACUCUCAGCUUAGUCUGUCAGCAAUCUCUCACAGUGAUAGCGCUUCUUCAACACAGUCCCUGUCUCAUGGAGGGGUGCCAGAGCUGCUUGUGGGCUUGUCAUACAAUGCAACUACGGGGCGGCUGUCAGUGGAGAUGAUCAAAGGCAGUCAUUUCCGAAACCUCGCAAUUAAUAGGCCACCUGAUACCUAUGGAAAGCUUUGCCUGCUCAACUCUGUGGGCCAGGAGAUGUCUCGCUGCAAGACCUCCAUCCGUCGAGGGCAGCCCAACCCUGUCUACAAGGAAACUUUCAUCUUCCAGGUUGCCCUCUUCCAGCUCUCUGAUGUCACACUAAUGAUCUCCAUAUACAACAAACGCAGCAUGAAGCGCAAAGAGAUGAUCGGCUGGAUCUCCAUGGGGCAGAACAGCAGCGGAGAAGAAGAGCAAAGUCAUUGGCAGGAGAUGAAGGAGUCAAAGGGGCUGCAGGUCUGCAGGUGGCACACAUUGCUGGAGUCUUAAUGGUAACCAGGGCAGCCUGUAGAUCCCAGGACGAUGGGCUGUCUUCCCUCGUUCUCAGUCAGCAGGAAGCAACUGUCCCGUGGCAAGCACUGUGCUCUGAUAGGUCAUGUACUCUUUAACCUGACUUUUCAGUAUCAUCUAUCAGGCAUUAAAAGUGACAAGACCUGGGAAGCAAGUUUAGUUCUUGUCUUUCCAGGUUGCCCUGCAUUUUCCACAUCCAAAUUAGUAACCCUGGGAAAAGCAAGGGCAAACCUACAGGAUCCUCCCUUUGCUCCUCAUCUCGCUCAUUUUAUCAUACGUCUAAUCGUCACAGUUCAAUUUUGAUGCUAUUUUCUUCCGGAGUAAAUUCUCUGAUCCCUUCCUUAUUUAUAUUAAUGAAGUUUGCAGAUAUUCUUGACACGCAGAUAGCUCACAGAUAGGCUAAACUGCAUGCAGAUCACAUUUUCUCUCUUUUAUUAUCUAAUUUUUUAAGUCUACAAACGAACAUUUGGUGCCACUAUAGACUGGAUUUUUCAGGCAGCAUGGGAAAGCACUGUUGAAUUUCCUGUCACUUUAAAGUGCCUAGGCGUUAUUACUGUUUCUGAUACUAACUGAUAGUGUUUAUUUGGACUUAAUACUGUCAGUAUUCUUAAUUAGGCAUCCUGUGCACUUGUUAGCCUGUACUGCCACAGAGAUUGCAUGAGGGAUAACUAAUAGUAGUUUUAUAUUGUGACUAUACAAUGCAUGUUUGGAUGCUUACUUGAAGUUCAAGGCUUCUGUCAUCAUGAAUACCAAAAAUCAAAGACCAGAACAAGCUGCACGUCCACCUUUGUGCCUGAAUCACUCUUUUCUGCAUCGUUUUGAUUAUGUGUUAUUUUGUUCCGUAAAAGUGAGUUUCGUUCAGAAAAGCAUUUCUGUCAGCAUUAUACAGAAAAGCUUUUGAUCCAUGAUUUCUCUGUUGUUCACUUAAGCACAACUCAAGUUUACUGAGGGCUCUUGUUCAAAUGGGCUAUCUGUAGUAUCUUUGGGGACUGGAAAGAGAACCAUUUUUGGCAUGUUGAGCAGUAAAGAAUGCCAGACCAAGGCACUUUGUCUUUGGGACAGUCUCUCCUACAAGAACAGGUGAAAUAGGACCCAGGGGACCACUCCUAGAGGGGCAGCUUGCAGGGAGGAGGCUUGAUGGAUGAAGUGAUGUAGUUACUUUUCAGCCCGUUUUGUUAUUUUCCAUUUUAAUCAUUUUUCCCAUCUCCAUGAGUUGAAGUUGUAGAGUCAGUGGCUAGGGAAGAAGUCUUCAUCUGCUUGACUAUUGAACAUUGAGCUCUAAUUAGCUGCUGGAAAACUGCAUAUGACACAGCAGAGGAUGUGGAUUCUCUUGGGCAGUGAUGGUAUGUAGACAGAAAGGUGCCAAGAUAUUCACAGGCCAUCAGCUGCCUGAUUUUAAUUCCCUAAGCUCUUUAGAAGAGGAUUGGCAUUUCUUCAUCCCUUCUGAUGAUAGGAAGGAAAUAUUAUGCUGGAAAGGUUUCUCUCUUCUGAAUCACCUCAUAUUUUGUUUUUGUCAUUUACUAGUCUGGCACCAGAUUCCAUCUCUUGCACUACAGCUGUCUCCUUCCAUUCAGAGGUGCUGUGCAAGUUUCAGCACUGGCUGUUUAACCAAAAUUGAGCCUGAGUUCUGGUUUGCAUCACAGUCAGGCUAGUGAUCACCCACUGGGCAGUGGUGUGGUAAAUGCGGUUAUCACUUGGUGUAAUACACACAGUCUUUGUCUGUCCUCACGUGGCAGCCCAGCAAGAUAAUCUUACAAAAGAAGGAUUUCUGGUGUGGGUGAGACAGACCCUACGGAUUGUGGCUUUGUACGUUCUUAACACUUACUUGCCUGGGCAUCAUUUUCCAGUGAGACUGGUGGCUGUCCUAUGCAGGAGGAUUGUCCUCCACUGCCUAGAUAAGCUGGCACAGUAUCUGCUCUGCACUACUGGGGCUUUGUAUCUCAAAUCAGGAUCUAACCAAAAUACAACUGCAUUUUUGACUGCACUGUUAAUUCUGCUGUGUUGCCAAUAGGAGAGAUAACAAGCAGCUUGUUAUCCAUCAAGAGUGGUAAUAAGCAGACCAGUCUAAACGUGGCUUUUUUUUACCAUAUGUUUUUCUUCUGGGAAAAGUACGUAAAACAGAUCAAAUCAAAAGGUGCAUUUCCUGAUUUCAGUUGUUUGCCAAUCUCUGCAUUUUUUCCUGAACUGCAUGAAACUUAUAUGCAAGUGUUUAUAAGUAAUUUUAUUAUCUGAGAUGUGUAUAAUAAACUUAUUCAGAUUCUCUUAGUAUCUUCUUGAACCUUUAAAGUGUCACUGAUGCUAAAUUUAAUGAUUAGCUAAGGGAAAAGUAUAAAUUGGUAGUAUGUUUCACAAGUGAACUGGAGAUAACCCAGAUUUAUAAUUGUGUGAUUCAAAAGAAUUACUGGAAGGGCUAGUUUUAAAAAGCAAUGAAGUGAACUAAUUUUGGGCUUCCAUGCUGUUUUCAUAUCUAGAUCUUUUCUGAAGAUACAGCACAAACGAAAUUGAAUUUUAAAGUAUAUUUCCACUAUGGAAUAUUAAGAUGCAGAGGAAAGCAAGAGACAACAGCAUACAUAGAGUCUGUCAAUAUCUGAGCACAUGUUAAAACUUUGCUCUCAGAUGGAAGCAGCUUCCUGCAUCAUUGCAAUAACGUUUUGGCCUGAUGUUUUACAAGAAAAAUUUGGAGGGAAGGAGAAAAGGAUGAGGUGAGGGGGAGCAUUGUUUGGAGCUGCUGCUAAAACUGUUGGCACAUCCACGCCUUGAGCAGUACAUCUGUGAAGUUCAUUAAAUUCCUACUGAAGCACAGAGGAAUUUAUGAAUCUUGGGAUGAACGGUGUUGGGGGUGCUCAUGUUUGCUAGCUGUAUUUCAGGACUUUUGUUGGUUUUCUGGUUUGUUUUUCUUUACAGUGUUGACUGUCUGUGAAAUGAAGAAGGCUUAGCUGCAGCUCUCCUUUAUUUCAGAGCUCCCGUAAUUCUUUUAAUAGAGAGACUGGAUUAGUUAUUGCUAACAUUGAUGCAGGCUGGCCUUGUGCUCUUGGUCUUUCUCAUGUAAAUACCACUGCCCUUUCAGUCACUGCUAUAACCCCUCGUUUCCUUUAGAAGUGGCUGAGAAGUCUGAAUUUCCAGGCAUGCUUCCGUUCCUUGGAAAUUCUGCUUCGCACUUAGCUCUCCAUAGGCGACGGCCACUGGAGCUGGGCCCUGUGCCCCUUUGGCCUCCAUCCCCAUGUGUGCUGUGCUGGGUCCCUGCUCCUGUGGGGCUCCCGGAGGAGAACAAGGCCAUGGGGUGAGCAGCUGACUUGCUUCUGGGAAUGCUUGGGCGCUUGCAUGGCCUGACUACGCAGGUUUCCUAAUGCAUGUUUUCUAAGAUAAUUUAUCUCCUUUUGACACCACUGUCUGGAAUCCCCAAAGAGGUUAUUUGAAUUUUCUUCUCUAGGGGGAAGAAAGAAAAAAGCUCCAAAACCACAAAACCGUUGUGUGGGAAGGAACUAACUGCACUGGCUUAAGCCCAGGAUGCUGUGGGCAAAGAGCUCUGGAUCCGUCUCUAUCUCGAGCAGCGUCGCUCAGCUAGCUGCAGUCUGUUCCUUUCUUGGUCUCUCUCCAGCAGCACAUCCCUGUCCCGCUAGGCUCUCUGCUGUUUUUUAUUUCUUGUUUUUAAUGUGUAUUGACAACAGAACAGAAUGAUCUCACCGCGUUUGUAUUCUCUGCAGUAAAGCCGACUUUCAACUGAUGCCCACAGAACUGAGUACCUCUUUUAGCCCACUGUGCUGCAGCGAUAGCUGACUGACGUGCCUGUUUGUGAAGGCUUUCUGUGGUCUGUCUACAGCACAAUUUGGUUAGUUUGGGUUUCCUUUCUACCACUGGCUUUAAUUACCCAGGCCCUGCUGUGCAGUGCUCUGUCACAGGGUGAUGUGGCGGUGUGUUUCCUGAGGCAUGGAGGACAAUGGGUGGCGGUAGGGAGCCUGCUUUGGCAGGGGAUUGGACUGGAUGAUGCCCAGAAGUCCCUUCCAGUCCCUACGGUUCUGGGAUUGUGUGAGGUAAUUUGGUAUUUUUAGUGGCUGCAGAGCCCGUGAAGUUACUUGGUGCUUUACGUAAUUGAUUGAUCUACAAGCAUGAACAUCUUCAGAUGUUCUUAGACUUGCAGAACCGAAGGCCACCAGCUGCUAUCGAUCAUCUCUCCAGCACAAAGCCCAACGUGGCUGCUUGGCAGAGGAGGCCUUUCCUCUGGUGCCUGCUCAUUUCUCCUUCAGCUAAAGCUGGCGCUGGCCUUGGAGCGCACGUGCCCACAGAGCCUUCCUCACUCCUGUAUUUAUCAUCAUCUUUAAUCUGUACAAUUGCCUCACUUCACCUCUCUACCUCUCAUCUGCCUUUCACACAAAAUGGAGGCAUAAAGGCUGAGUGAGGCCGCGUGGCUGUGCCUUGAGGUGCUUGUCCCAAGGCCUCCACACUUGUGGAGUGGGAAUGGUGCUGGUUGGGUUGUGAUGCCUUAAUGUUUACAAGGCUAUGACACCUGUUCAGCCCUGGGUGGACAGAGCUAAGGAUGGAAGAAACAACCUCUUCUGUUUGGUUCCUCCUGGGUUUUUUUGUGUUCCGUAAAAGGAUGGCAGAGCCUGAAGAAAUUAGUAUGCAGGAGCAUCCGCUUUCCAUUUAAAAUGUACUGAGUGUGAUGUUUGCAACUAUGGUUUGAGGGGAAGAAAAAGCAGCCAGGGUUUUUAGAAGAGCUCGCUCUUUGAGGGAGGCAGGAUAUUCCCUGCAGCGAGAGCUACCCAGCAGAACGUUCUUGUACCUCAGGCAGUGAUGUUGGCAUCCAGCUGAUCUUCUUCAGUGAUAAAUGCAGCCAGAAGCUGACAGGUCUUGCAGCUUGGAAAGAAAUACAGGAUAACUAAUGUGGGCUUUUAUUGGGAACCUGGUGCAGAUUUAGCAGGUGGUUGUGCAAGGAUUGAAUGCCCCCAGUGGUGGUCGGGAUGGUGGUGGAGAGGAAAGACUGAGUGCUCGUGUUGCUGCUGAGGUGUGGCUUUGCUGUUUUCCUUGUUUUCCACCUCAGUUCCUUAGUUCCAGUACUGCUGAAGGCAUACAGCACUUUCUUUUUUCCUACUUUUUUUUUUUCCUCCCCAGCACGGAGUGAGCUCGUGCCUUCCCGCAGCCUACACUGUAGGUCUUAAGAAAUGAAUGUGUAAAUAUUUUGUCUCUCACGGCAGCCCAAGGUCAUCUUUCUGGAACAGCAAACAGGCACAGAAUCCAAAGAAGAUCAGUCCAUCAUGUGAGUAAGGUUAGCAUCUGCACUUACAAAUGACAAAGGCUAUUAAUCCUCAUGCUGUAAUCCCCAAGCUGUUUGCCAGCUGGCAGCAGGAAGAUGUUCCUGCUCAGCCCACACAGCUAUCCAUGUUUUUUCACCUUUAUGAAGCAGAUAUAGGUCAAUGCUGUAGCUUGGAAAAAGAACUUGAUGGACACCAUUCAUCUUUUCUAGUAUUCCAAUCCCUUUCUUCUCCACGCAAACCACCUGCCUGGAUUGGGGUGCAGAAGGAAUGCUGCAGGCUUCCCCUCCUUUAGAAUAGGAGGCUGAAGGUCAUGUUAUUUCCCCUGUGCUCCCACAUCGGAGGAAGAAUCGGGGAAUACCAGUUGGGUACAGCAGUGUCAAUCAUCAUCUGGGGACCAGAGGGGAAUUUGGGUCCUGCCUGCCAUGGGGACAUACCCAACCGCAAUCCUGCUGCUAGUGAGGUGGGAGGAAGGCUGCCUGUUCUCCUCAUCCCAGUUGUUUUGUUAACACUUUGCAGGUGCUUAUGCUUCACACCAUCUCCCAUUCUUUCAUUAAUAUCUGCAGAGAUGCGCUCCAAGUCAGGGCCAUGCCUGGCAGCAAUAUCUUCUGUUCAUGAUGCUCAGGACAAAACCUGUUCUCCGGUCUCUUGCUGUCACUGUGUGGCAUCUCAAGCACAGGGUUUCCAAUUAAACCAGUCCCACCUCCUUCCGAUUGGCACAGCUGUGGGUUUUGUCUUGCAGGGCUCUAUUCUCUUCUGUGACACUUUCCCAGCAGAGUUUGGCCUUCUGUUUCUUAUGAAGAGUAAAUGAAGAAUUCAUCUGGUACACUUAGCAUUUAUACAUGUGUAUAUAAAAAUGUUUUUAGGUGUUGUGCUCCCAAGGGCUUUGCAUGCAGCACGGUUCGAUGUAUAUCUGACUGUUGAUUUAAGCAUACCAUACUAAAUAAGUUGUUUUUUAGUGCACGUUGGCUUCUUUCCCUCCUGGAACAAUGCACCAUUUCUGGCAGGGUCAGUUUUUAUGUCUUGCUGCUGCAUUUCCAGCUGGGCACAUUCUCCCACACAUCCCAGGACAUGGUAUAGCACUUCAUGUCCACAGCGAGGCUUGUGGGGCUUUCUGGAUUUCUUGUUCAGUUAUGAAUAUGUCUAUAGAAGGAGAAUUGUUCAUACUCUGAAGGUUAUACAAAACAGAUUCAUAUUCCCUUUUCACUUCUGUAAACGUUCAAAGAUUGCACUGAAAAAUUGUACCUUCUGUGUAGCUAAUAAAGGACUGGAACUGACUGGUGUGGCAACUGGAAUGGUAUCAGCAUCGUUUCAGUUGCUAUGUGUGGUUGAAAGAGAGGAGCUGAAGUGCAAAACCGAUUUUAAAAAAGGAUGGAAAAUACGAUGAAAAGAUGUUUGGAUAUUCAACAGGAAGAGUGAUACGGGUUUAUUCUUAGCUUUUCAUGUACUUGACAAUGAAACAUUUUUAUUCUACUUAAGUGUUAACGUGCAUGAUCAUACAAUAUAUUGCCUCUCGCUAAUUAUAUGCUGUGUUAGGAAUGCUAAUGUCUUGAUGAUAUCUGACUGGGAAAAGAAGAAAAAAAAGCAUUAAGCCCAGCUUCUGUAGAAUUCUGGGCUGAAAUUACCCCCACACACAUACAACCAUCCACACCUUAGAAACAGUCUUAUUUUGUUUCAGUGAGCAGGUUUUUAUCAAUAAAAUAGAAGCAGAUGGCUCAUGUAGACAUGCAAAACCAGCGUGUCUUCCUUUGUGUUCUUAUUGUGGCAGAAUCGAGUGAAUAUGCAUCUAGGAGAGGUGGACGUGUUUUGUCCAGAACAAAGAUGCAGGUGGUCAGUGCAUAAUGCAUAACUGAGGGGAAUGGGAAUUAUCCUCCCCUCCCCAUCCUCGUCUGUCUGCAUGUUGCCUCUCCCAUGAGGGCUGCUCUUGGUUAUCUGUCUCAUCAAUGAGUGUUGUGUCAUCAACGUGUGCUUGGUCCCUUGGGCUGGCGAGCUGACAUUGGGCUAAUGCAAAGCCAAGCACAUCCCAGCAGCAGUGAAGGUCAUGUUCCUGUCUGAUAGCCACUUGGCUUGUGUGUGCCUUUGAGCGUGAUGUGCUGGUGUGUAGUACACUUCCAUCAGGUAGCUGUUGUAACCCAUGCCCAGGUUGAGACAGGAAAAGACAAAAGCCCAAGAAAAUAAUUCAAAAGUGGUGAUUUUGAGCUGUAAGUAUUCAGAGCACUGAGAGAGUAGUGAUGUACGAAUAUGGGGAGCCAGGAUUUCUGAAUCCCUUCUGGGAUCCGCAGGGCUGGCUCUCCAGACCCCACUGGUACAAAUCUUUGAGACAAAUGGAGUUUUGUUUUGCUGAGGACUGACGUUGGUGAGGUGAUCAGGCUCACUGCGUUCCCUGUCCAUUUUUUUCCUAAAAUACAUUUAAAAUUCAUGCUGCCAUCUCCCAUCCUCAGUUCCUCAGCAAACUCCACAUUUUGUUUUGCCUUGUUUUGCUUUGUUUUAUUCCCAUUAUUUUGUUCUCCCUCCAGCUGCAUUUUAAUUCCUUGCUCGGAGCUGCUUUGCUACUUGGCGAAGCACCAAGUGCUGUUUUGCCAAGAUAUCCCUCAUGUCAUCCCAGCUUUGGCCAGGUGGAAAAGUCACAUUUUGAAUGUCGCAAAACUAAGUUUUGAAUUUCAACGAAAGAGUGAUAGAAUUUUUCAUGAGAGGGUGAAAGCAUUCCCACAUCUCAAUCAGCCCAAUUUAGGCUGGAGGAGCUGAGCUGUCUGCCAUCUGUCUCCUCGCCAGUCUCUCCCCCACCAUCCCCGUUUUUGAGCAGUUUGGCCAAUUUCAAUCACAUUUGAAAGAAGGGUAGACGGCUCAAAGACAGUUAUGCUUGUAGAAAUUGUGCUACCUGGCAGAGGAGCACUCGCAGAGAGGCGGAAAGGAACGAGUUUGACAGGUCGAGGUCAGCCAGUGCGAUGGUGAGCUGCCUCCUGGGGACACAGUGGAAUUUGGGUGUUGGUGUCGGGGUGCUUGGCUGUAAGAAAGAGCACAAAUGGAUAGGAAAACAGGCUGUGUUUGUUUUGCUGCUCCCCAGCUGCCUGCUGAAGUCUCACUAUCGAUCUUUUUAAGUGUAAACAGGUCAACAGAACAAAACAAACCCUUAACGCGUUCUCACAUACCAACAAGUUUUCUGGCACGAUGCACUGCAAGAUUGAGGAGAAAACCAGUUCUAGGACGUUAUGGGAGCUGCUCACCAAGGUGGGCAGUGAUGGGCCAGUAUCUGGGAACACAGCUAAACGGGCCAGGCCAGGGAUGGAAAUUGGUCCAGGACACAACUCCUCACAUCUCCAACUGCUCCGAGUUCCAGGUACAAAUGUGCAUUUCAGGUGCAUCUCAUCCUUGCAGUGCCUUCUGCCCACCUGGAAGUCAUUAUGUCAGUGGGUCCCUUUGGCUGUGUUGAGAAAUAUAGCACUUGUGGAGGUCUGUGCUGCCUGGGAGCACUGGUGCUCUUAUGCACACAUCUUUUGAAGGUUUGGUGCUUCGAUUCAGAAGGGCACAUUAAUUUAAUUCAUUUGUCUUUAAUGAUUGGCUUGAGGAGAUGCAACUAUUGUCAGAUGAAGGAACUGAUUUUUUUCUAAUUCUACUUGGCAGUUAAAGUAAGUGGUAAUGUUCUGGGUUGUUUUUUUUUCAUAUUCCCAGUUACUCACAACCAUUUUAAAAUAUGUGUUUAUUAUUAUAGCACUAACUAUGCUAGGCAAUCCUGCUUUCCAAAUUCUUAAAAGAGAAAAACAAACAAAAAAACCCAACACCCUACUCUUCUAUUGUCUGCCUGUCCAGGUUUUAUCUUGUGCAGUACGCGUUUAAAGUCUUAUCUUUUCAAAUAAUAUCACUGUCAAUAGAGACUUUGGUCCCAGUUCACUGUUCUGUUUAAUUUCCAUUGCACGAAAACAACAUGUGCUUCAGCUGGGCAGCAACUCCCAGCCAGGCAUCCCUAGCAGAUGGGAAAACUCUUCCCAUGGGAGGGGAGGGCAUGGCUCAUGUCUCCAUGACAAUAGAUGAGAUGGGAUGCAAUGCAAUGCAAUGCAAUGCAAUGGGAUGCAAUGUGAUGGAGUGGGGUGGGAUGAGGUGGGGGUGGGAUGGAGCAUCUGCUGCACAUCUUCCUUCAGUUUGCAUGACCAAGUGUUCAGAUCACUUACUGCAAUGGAAAGCAGAAUUUAGGUCUGCACUUGCUGACAUGCAGGGAGUUGAUGCCCCCAUGUCAGAGCAGUGAGCCUUCUAGCUGCACUGUAUGCUUCCCAGCACAUCAUUGUGACUGCUCAGGUCUGCUUCUCCUGCUGCAGCUCCUAUGGCUCGAAAUGGAGCUCCCAGGCUGGAGCUCCCAAGCUGGAACACUUAUCCCAAGCAUUUGAAUAGCCCAGCUUCAUACAAACCCUGUCUUUAGCUGGGGAGCUGUGUGCACACCUGGUGGGAAAGGAAUGAGAUAGAAAGGCUCAAACUGCCUUGAAGAAAGCAGCAAGCCUUGGAUUUAGGAAGAAUUUGCUCCAGGCUUCUCAGGGGAUGGAAAUGUUUCCUGUAGUCAGCUGGGGGAAGAUUAGAUGACCUUUUGGCUGUAAGUUAUUGCCAGCUAAUAAUUCCCACUUGUGUGCUGACAGGAGAGGGGAAGAGGUGUCUUUGCAGCAGAAAUUGUGUUGAAUGUUAAAAAAAAAUAUAUAAUAAAUCUCAGGAACACUGGAGUAGUGCAUCCGUCGUUCAUUUAGCUCCUAGCUGCAGAGUACGUGCCACUGUGUCUUCCUUUUCUAUCUCCAUAUCCAGAAGAGAGAUUACUGUAUUAAUUAUGACAUCUUUGUGAAGAGCUGAAGCAUUGCUCAAGUCCUCUGUUGAACAGCAGAAAAAUGUCAGAUUCAUCUCACAGUAAAUUUAAAAUUACACCAACCUGAACUAUCGCUACUGGCAGCAUAAUAAUAAAGCAGGUAAUCAAAAUCAAUUAAAUUCCAGUGCCUUCCUAUUGUCCUAGAAAAUUCAAAUCUGAGAUUAGUUUGAGUUCAUUUGACUUUUCAAUAAAAGAAGUGGCAGUUUGAAAUAGGUACGUGGCUGGGCCUUUUCUUCAGUUGCACAGACCAGAGGAGAUGUGUGCAGGCACAUGCAUGGUGGUUCAUGCUUAGGGCCCAGUACAGCCAGAUGCUCUGGCUGGGUAUUAGGAAAAAAUCUUCAGAAGGAGUCGGUGGUGCAGUGGCACAGCUGCCCGGGAAGUGGUGGGAUCACUGUACCUGGAGGCAUUAAAGAACCAUGGAGAUGAGGCACUGAGGGAUGUGGGCAUGGUGGGGGUGGGCUGGGAUUGGGUUUGGUCAUCUCGGAGGUCUUUUCUACCUUUGUCAUUCUAUGAUUCUGUGACAAGGAGUAACUGGUCUGAGGCUGCUGUGUUGAUGUUUAAAAACUGGGACUUGGGCCUACCAAGAGCCAGUGCUGUAAAAUUUGGAUGAGGUAUUGAUCAGGUGAAGUGCCAAAUGAAGACUUUCUACCAUGUAAGAGGGAGGAGGACCAAGCCUGGUACAUUCUGCUCUACAUGGACCUUCCUGCAGACCUUGGAGCAACAAGAAGGAGGGGAUCUGCAUGUAUCCCACCAGCAGUAACAGCCCCAGGCACCAUGUGCCCAGGGCCCCUAUUUUCCAGAUCACUGGAGACAGGAAGUUCAGCUUGUGGCCAGAAUGGAUGUGUUCCCAUAACAUCUUGCCUUGAUUUGGUACUGGCAAACAUUCUAUAGUAGAGAUGGAGCAUGAGAUGGAGGGAACUGCCACCCAGACAGGGCUGCUGUGGCAUGAGCUCUUGGGAGCAAUGGUGGCAUCCAUGGCAGUUGUAUGUAUCAUAUGAGGAGGUUUUCUCUUGGGGAAAGAUGCUCACAAAGCCCAAGCUGCUGAGCUGAUGAAAUCCAGUGUUGUUCCAUUAACAUAAUUGUAGCUACUGAUACUGAUGUGUCUUUCCAAAAAGCUUUUCCCCUCUUCCAAAGUCAGGGGUGGCUCACGUCUUGCAAGGAAAAGCCCUACAUACUUCUGGAUGGGAGAAACUGACUGGUUUUAUAAAUAUAUAUAUAUAGUAAUCUCCUCUUUGCCAUUAUCUGCAUAUAGAGUUAUGGUCUUUGGAAAAGGAAUUGCCCUUCUAUGCACACUAUGCCUUGUGCAUGUAAGAUUUUACUUAUUCUUUUUAAACUUUUCCUGAGCCUUGCUGGCUGGACCCUUGGUAAUGAGGGUAACAUGAGCUUGAUGCCUUCUCUAAGCAGAAAUGCCUGAGUUGCCCCAUGCCUCAUUAAGCUUCUGUUUGAGCUGUUUUUCCAUGUGGUAUCUCUUUGGGAAGUAAUUCCUAUUUCUGCCCAUGGGAUUUCAGAGUGCUACAGUGCCUCUUUGGGGCCAGGGCUAUAUGUGCCCCAGCCAGGGCACUCUGAUGGGACAUGGAAAAUGCUCAGGAAAUGGUCAGUGUGCCCAGAGAGGGACAUGGGCAUGGGGUGAGAGGGCAGAUGAAUGUGACCCGGAGGGAGAGCAGACUGUGAGUAUGCAUUACCAGCAGUCCCCACUCAAAUCCAUCACUCCCUCCCUUCUGGGCACUGGUUUAUCCCAGUCUCAAUCUCUCUGUACUGGGGCAGCUACCUGGCAUCUUUUCCCCUGCAGCCACUGCUCCACUCUAUACCCCCUUCAACUUGCCCAUAUGGGACAUAACCUGUCCUCUCCACCUGCAAGGCAUGAAGCAGAGCUGCUCCCUCCUACCUCCUGCAUUUCACUUCUCCAUCCUUCGCCCUGCUGCAAUGCCCCUGGCAGCAACUCAUCCCCUUUCCAGCUCUGAGCUGUGGCACACUGCAGCCCGGCAGGCCACAGUGCAUGUGUCUCAUCCUCCCCAUCCAUCGUGUCCAAUCCCAUCCUAUUCCACCCCAUCCCAACUCACUCCAUCCCGUUCCACCCCACCUCGUCCCACGCCAACCCAUUGCAUCCCAUUCUACUCCAUCUCGUCCCAUCCCGUCCUAUCUUGUCCUGUCCCAUCCUCUCCGCCCUAUUCUCCCGUACCGUCCCGCCCUGUCCAUCCCAUCCCAUCCCAUCCCAUCCCAUCCCAUCCCAUCCUAUCUUGUCCUGUCCCGUUCCUUCCAGCCUUUCCCAUCCCACCAUGGAGGUGGUGGGCUCUCCUGCCGGAACCUCCCCUCCCUCCCCGCAGCCUCGAGUCGCGCCAGUGAUGGGGAGAGCGUCACCGUCUCCUAGCAACGCGCCUAGCAACGCUCCUAGCAACCGGGCAACAUCUGCUCCCGCUGGACCAAUCCGUGCCGGGCACAUCUGGGCGCCCACCUCCGCGGGCUGCAGCCGGGCGGUGAUGCGCUCCUCAGUGGCUGCAGGGACCCGCAGGAGCUGCCACCAGUGCCACCUCCUCCAGCGGCAGCCAGCAGCUCGGAGCGGCCGGGGAAGGACGAAGGACGGGAGCAGCUCUCCCUCCACAGCCGGGGAUCGCCGGGUGACGUUCUGCGGGCCGUGCUGCCAGCAAUGCUUGCUGAGCCCGUGAGAGGAGAUCUCACCAGGACUGCUGGCGUCAUCCCAGAGAGACCCUUUGCAGACUGACUCCACAUCCUCAGAGCUGAUCUGACUGGGGCCUACCAAAUCCAUUAACGACGUCGAAAGUAGCCUACUUUAAGAGAAAAUAUGCAGAAGAGGAACAUCUACAUCAAGAUUACCAUGAGUAUUGUCCAAAAACUGCUUUCCUCCCUGUGGUCGGUCCCUGAAUUUCUCUUUUUCCAGUUUCUGCCAUCUCCGGGUUCUGCACUACCCGCCCUGCCUUCACGUGAGCUCCAACCAUUGUACAAAAGCCGUCUCCAGCUUUUAAAUGCCACAUUGCGCUAUCAGCAGGGAAUCACAACUGCAUAUAAUGACUGCGGCAGGUGCCGUCAAGUAUUUCAUCUGAUAUUUGACGUGCUUAACUCUGCAGAAAGGGGAACGCUCGCUUCUGCUGGAAUGCAUGAGCCUGCGCUGUGUUACACGGUGACUGUACACCAACUCACUGGGAUCAUGCCUACUGAUUCUACGAUGGUAAAUGGCUUUUUAAUGUUUUAAAUUACUCGGGACCUGAUUGAAAGGUUUUUAUGAAAUUGUUUUCUAAAGUGAAUAGUAGAAAAAUGUAUAGGUAUUUUAAAUAUACAUAUAAUGUGCAUGUUAUUAAUAAAGGUCUAUUUCUAUUGAA